AGCCCUGAAAUCCAAGCCUCACCCUCCAUUUUUCCGUUCUCCAUUUUCCACAGAAAAAUACAAAUGGAAAACAACUCCAUUCUCUAAAGCAACUCACUGUUUGGAUUCUCCUCUUCUUUUCUUCUUCUUCACUAUUUUCUGUAGAAAUGGCGGCAGUUACUUCGGUAUCGUUCUCGGCGAUUGCUCAAUCCGCCGAAAGGAAAUCCUCCGUUUCUCCGUCCCGUUCUGUUGAUACAUUUAGGUUCCGUUCCAACCUCUCCUUUGACUGUUUCAAUGUUCGAUCUUCAAAUUCCAGUUUCAGUUCGAAUUCUUCCACCUCUCGCUUUGUCGUUCAUUGCAUGUCCACAGAUUUGCCAACUGUGGCCGAGACUAAAAUGAAUUUCUUGAAGGCUUAUAAGCGUCCAAUUCCAACUGUCUACAACACAGUGUUACAAGAGCUAAUUGUGCAACAACAUUUGAUAAAGUACAAGAAAUCCUACCGAUAUGAUCCCGUGUUUGCGCUUGGUUUCGUCACUGUAUAUGAUCAACUUAUGGAAGGCUACCCAAGUGAAGAGGAUCGUGAUGCCAUCUUCAAAGCAUAUAUAGAGGCGCUCAAUGAGGAUCCUGUGCAAUACAGAGCUGAUGCACAAAAAUUUGAAGAAUGGGCUCGUACUCAAAAUGCCAAUACACUAGUUGACUUCUCAUCCAGAGAUGGAGAAGUUGAAAACAUUCUGAAAGAUAUUGCACAGCGAGCUGGAACCAAGGAUAGUUUCUGCUACAGUCGACUGUUUGCGGUUGGUCUCUUUCGCCUACUUGAGUUGGCAAAUGUAACUGAUCCGACCAUCUUAGAAAAGCUUUGUGCUUCACUGAAUAUAAACAAGAAAAGUGUGGAUAGGGACCUUGAUGUUUAUCGCAAUUUGCUCUCCAAGCUGGUUCAGGCUAAAGAGCUGUUGAAGGAAUAUGUGGAAAGGGAGAAGAAAAAAAGAGGAGAAAGGGAAUCUCAGAAGGCCAAUGAGGCUGUCACAAAAUGCUUGGGAGAUUACCAAUAUGCUGGGAGGUAAGGCAAAGAUCAUUUCGUUCUCCUGCUUGGACCUCAUUGACUUGUUUCCCUAAUAAAACAGUCCAUGUAUGAUAGAGUUCAGUCUCCAAAGCUCAGGCAAGUUAUAUUAGAAAAUCGAAGUCACGUUCAAUGUUUUGUUAUUACAGCAAUUGAAGUAUAUCCCAAUGUUCAUUAUUUUCUGGUUAAACAGAAUAGCUUUAUUGUUGCAACUAUCUCUAUUAUAUUUGUAGAUAAAACCUCGAGUAGUGACAAAAAUCAAGAUUUGCUCAGCA
Molecule: messenger RNA, 1311 nt
Organism: Nicotiana tabacum (common tobacco)
Lineage: Eukaryota; Viridiplantae; Streptophyta; Magnoliopsida; Solanales; Solanaceae
Product: protein THYLAKOID FORMATION1, chloroplastic
Biological process (GO): protein import into chloroplast stroma; protein import into chloroplast thylakoid membrane; thylakoid membrane organization
Cellular component (GO): chloroplast thylakoid
Source: RefSeq, a predicted model, not a curated record